Photinus pyralis (common eastern firefly) is the source of this 1550-nucleotide messenger RNA. Its product is annotated as TGF-beta-activated kinase 1 and MAP3K7-binding protein 1-like. The record is from RefSeq and is a predicted model, not a curated record. NCBI's taxonomy places the organism in Eukaryota, Metazoa, Arthropoda, Insecta, Coleoptera, Lampyridae. Gene Ontology annotation, biological process: protein dephosphorylation. Bases 63 to 1457 code for a protein of 464 amino acids. Gene Ontology annotation, molecular function: protein serine/threonine phosphatase activity. The transcript has 4 exons.
UAACCUAUAAAUAAAAGAUGUAUUUAUUUAUAUUUAUCUGGUAGUAAAUAUAACAUUUAAUUAUGCGAUCGCUUAGACCAACUCAACUGUCCUACCAAACGGACAAAAGCUGGACGGACGAUUUACCAGUAUGUAAGCAAUCAGGAGUAGGCUUUGCGACGAACCAGAUCUAUCGAGAAGACGACCACCGACAACAAGAACAUUCAUUUGAAGAUCGAAGCUGCCACUGGAGAUUCAACGAUACGUCUUACCUGUAUGGAGUAUUCGAUGGACACGAAAGUGCUAGAGCUGCCGAUUUCUGUUUUCAACGGUUAGCUGCCGAAAUAUUACUGGAGCAGUUAAACGAAAAAAAAUCAGAUGAGGAAACCAAGGAGGUUUUAAAGCAAGCAUUUAUUUCCGUUGAGAAGGGAUAUUUGGACUCAAUUUAUGAUCGAUUAGCCGAACGAGAGGCUUACUUCGACGAAAUACCCCAAGGAUUAAACUUGUACCAAGCGUAUCAGGAGGUGCCCGAUGUUGUAGAAAAAAUUAAGAGAAUCAAUAUCGAAUUGUCUUCUGGAACAACUGCGGCGAUAGCUCUUUUGUAUAAUAACAAAUUGUUUGUCGCUAACGUGGGUAACAGCAGAGUUUUGCUUUGUCAAACAGAUUUAAACUCGGUUUUGAAAGUUUUGCAAUUAAGUAUAGACCACGAUUUACGGAAUGAAGAUGAGCUAUUGAGACUUCACCAGAUUGGAAUGAAUAUGGAUUAUCUAAGAAAGUGUUCUCACUUAGGAAACCAAGAAAAUACCCGUUGCCUGGGUAACUAUUUAAUAAAGGGUGGCUAUAAAGAAUUUGACGACUUGAAGGUAUCUACACAGGAACCGGUUGUAGCUGAACCAGAAAUUAUCGGUGGAAUACCUUUAGACGAAUCUUGCCAAUUUUUACUUCUUAUGUCGGCCGGUUUAUACAAGUCCAUUGAGGAGGCGACUGGAACGGAUCAAGUCAACAAGUACAUUGCACAACUGGUAGUUGAACAAUUUCGAGAGCAGGGAACACUCACGGGUGUUGCACAGGCAGUCGUCGAUCGUGCUGUGCGACUACACCAUGACUGGUAUAUGUCAAAUUCCUUUAAGACGGGUUCCACAAAACGUGAAGAUAUAACAUUAAUUGUUAGAAAUUUUAAUUUCCCAAUGCCAAAUGCGAUCACUUCUCCCACAAAUCCCACAGUUACUUUUAAUCCUAUUUUAAACACAAUUCCUAAUAAUUCCUCUAGUACCUUAACGUCAGUAAAUGAUAAUUACAGGAGUAGUAGUAUUGUAAGCACUAAUGAUACCUCAAGCAGCUCAGAUGUUCGAAGCGACAGUGAUAUUGGUGUCGGUCCUGACCAAAGAAUUGAAGGAUAUGUGGAUUUUUCCAGCUAUUACAAAAAUGUCGAAAUUGCUCGACAAAAUGGUACUCUUCCAAAAGGGAUUGAUUUUUAAAUAUUUUAUAAGAUCUACUUUUUACAGAUCUUUAGAUAACUAAAUGCUAUUUCUUUUGUAGCUGUAUUUAAUAAAUCCUAAUUUCGGGGUGUG